UUCGCUGUACAAUUUUUACUAAAUAUUAAUUUGAAUAUAAAAACAUAAUCAAUAUUAACCGGAUUGGUCAGUAAUUAGAAAAAUUUCAUUAAUAAUAAUCGACAAUAUAUUGGAAUACUAUAAAAUUUCAAAAUGAAAUAUUCAAUUGUUAUAAUUUUUAUAACAAUACAACUUUUUAAUGGCAUUCAAUCGAACGAUGCUCCAUCGAAAGUACAUCCAUGUGAUUUAGUACGUUGUUUUAGCGCUACAAAUUGCCCAAUUGGUACACAUUUACAAGUAGCUAAUCGUGAUGAGGGACAUUGUUGUAAUACUUGUGUGCCUGCUGCAAGCGGGGAAAACCGAAGGAAACGUGAAGUGAAUUGUGAGGGAAUUCAGUGUUCAAUGCCAAAAUGUGGAGAUGGGUAUAAGUUAGUCUACCCGAAUCGAAAAGAAGCAUGUUGUCCUUAUUGUGAAAAAGUCGCAAAUAACCGAAGAAAACGUGCAUUAAAUUGUGAUGGAGUUCAGUGUUCACCAGUAAAAUGUGAAAAUGGAUUUGUAGAAGUAUUUAACAAGGAAAAGCAAUGUUGCCCUUCUUGUGAAAAAGUACCCGAUACAGGUUCAGUCGUUUCCAGAUUGGGAUAAAAAUGUUAACAUUUGAUGUAUGGGUCCACUUUCUAGUGCAGCAACUCUUGCUGCAGUGAACUGAAUGCCACACAUAUUUGAAAUGUAAUUACAACACAGAAAUAUUGCUUUUUAAUUUUUUUUUUA
Messenger RNA from Chrysoperla carnea, 747 nucleotides. RefSeq lists its product as uncharacterized. The transcript has 3 exons. The record is from RefSeq and is a predicted model, not a curated record. Bases 133 to 621 code for a protein of 162 amino acids. NCBI's taxonomy places the organism in Eukaryota, Metazoa, Arthropoda, Insecta, Neuroptera, Chrysopidae.